Messenger RNA from Penicillium cataractarum, 594 nucleotides. RefSeq lists its product as uncharacterized. The record is from RefSeq and is a predicted model, not a curated record. Lineage: Eukaryota; Fungi; Ascomycota; Eurotiomycetes; Eurotiales; Aspergillaceae. The transcript has a single exon. The coding region runs from base 1 to 594 and encodes 197 amino acids.
AUGGCGUCUCUCAUUUCCUUAUCACCAAGAAGACGGCAAGUACUCCGAGAUCGGAUCUUGUUUGCCCUCCGGUAUGAAACAAUUGACGAACGCGAGGUUCGGAUUCCCAAAGCCUACGAGUCUACUUUUGAGUGGGCAUUCCGUGAUACCACUUCUGAAGGAAAGACCGGCUAUAAUCUCAAGCGCUGGCUCGAAAGUGAUGACCAGGUCUACUGGAUUACCGGUAAAGCUGGCUCAGGAAAGUCAACCCUGAUGAAAUACAUUUGUCAACCCACUGUAUCAAGCGCGAAUUCAAAUUCUGCCUCCUACCCCAGACAUCAUAACGCCAAGCAGCGUAGUCCAGGAUGCAAACCUUAUCUGGACAAGUGGGCUGGCGGCAAGAAACUUGUCAUUGCCUCAUUCUACUUCUGGAACUUUGGAUCGCGACUCCAGAGAACUCGUGCAGGACUUUUUCGGUCGCUGCUGUACGGAAUUCUGUCCCUGGCCCCUGAAUUGAUACCCGAUACCUUCCUUCUCGAUGGGAAUCUUUGUCCAUGUUGGACCUCAAUCCUGGGUCUUGGAAGGAUGCAGAGCUUCAAUUGGCUCUCACUUUAG